Messenger RNA from Sebastes umbrosus (honeycomb rockfish), 1424 nucleotides. RefSeq names its product 15-hydroxyprostaglandin dehydrogenase (gene hpgd). Gene Ontology annotation, cellular component: cytoplasm. NCBI's taxonomy places the organism in Eukaryota, Metazoa, Chordata, Actinopteri, Perciformes, Sebastidae. The record is from RefSeq and is a predicted model, not a curated record. The transcript has 7 exons. The coding region runs from base 167 to 952 and encodes 261 amino acids. Gene Ontology annotation, molecular function: oxidoreductase activity, acting on the CH-OH group of donors, NAD or NADP as acceptor.
CUGUGAUUGUGUUGCAGAGAGCAGAGAGAGGUGCAUACACACUCAGAGAAAAAAGACUUAGAAAUUUCAGAGACAGAAAGAAGAGAGAGAGAAAAGGGAGGGGAAGUUGAGAAACAAGGAGGAAGACGUAAGAAGUGAAAGGGUGUUUUGCUGCUGUGCUGGGAUCAUGUCUCUAGAUGGGAAGGUGGCUCUGGUGACAGGGGGAGCUCAGGGCAUCGGGAGAGCCGUGGUCCAUUCACUCCUGCAGAGCUCAGCCAAGGUUGCCGUGGUCGACCUGAACAAGACAUGUGGCGAAGAGUGCAAGGCACAACUGGACGCCGAGUUUGGAGAGGGCAACUGCAACUUUAUUCCGUGUGACGUGUCCAACGGAGACGCACUGAGAGAUGCGUUCCAGAGCACGGUGGACAUGUUUGGUCGUCUGGACAUCGUUAUCAACAACGCCGGCAUCAACAAUGAAAAGAACUGGGAGAAGACCAUACAAGUCAACCUGACCUCUGUGAUUAAAGGGACCUACUUGGCACUGGAACACAUGAGUAAAGAGCAUGGCAAGGAAGGAGGCACCAUUAUCAACGUAUCCUCUAUGGCAGCCUUCCUGCAUUCUCCUCAUCAGCCUGUCUACACUGCUACUAAACAUGGAGUCAUUGGCUUCACUAGAGUUAUGGCGGAUGCGUCCUCUCAGGGCGACUACGGCGUUCGUAUCAACGUCCUGUGUCCGGCCUUCGUCGACACUCCUCUGCUGCAUUCGGUGGAACACGAGGACAACAUGGGCAAGUUUGUCAAGUUCAAGGAUGAUUUCAAACGCAGCAUGAGCAAGUUUGGAGUUUUACAGCCGUCAUUAAUAGCGGAGGGCAUGAUGAGGUUGAUUAUGGACGCCAGUCUGAAUGGAGCGGUGAUGAAGAUCACCUGCUCCAAGGGAAUCCACUUCCACACCUAUGAACCCAUGUCUGCUUGAGCCCUGAUAUAGUGGACUAUACACUGCUGCUGAGGAGAACAAUACAGGGCAUUAUCCUGUCUGAACGCAACACACCAGAAACUGUUUCAGCACAUCUGGCUGCUGCUGGACUUUAUCAGAACUGCGUCAGAGCAUCAUUUGGAUUCUACAGGAAAAAGUGACCUGAACAAUAUACUUGAUCGUGUACAUAGGCCUACGUACAGGUGUCCAAAUUAACAAAUGAAUGCUUUCCAAAUUAUGAUGAUCGUAGGCCUAAUUGAAAUUAGAAAGUCCAGUGUUUUAAGGUACAAACCUUUGGCAAACCAAAGUUAGCUUUCUAUGUGUUACAGGAAAUAAUUGACAUCCACCACAUUGUCAUCCACCUCAGAUACAAAUGAUUAUGCAGCUUAUUUUAUUAAACAGUGUAUUAUUUAAUAGCUGAUUUAUAUGAUGUGUGUAAAAAUAAAAUAAUAAAUAAUAGUUUAAUACGGGA